UGGAUCGAUCCACACAGCAAAGAAAGAGCAGAGUGGAGGAGAAGAUAAAGCAGCUCAAAAGAAGAAAGUGAAGGAGCUGAAAGUUCUUGAUUCUAAAUCAUCCCAGAAUCUCUCUAUUUUCCUGGGCUCGAACAGAUUGCCGUAUGAGGAGAUAAAAAAUGCAAUUUUGGAGGUGAACGAGAAGGUGCUUACAGAGAACAUGGUGCAGAGCUUGCUGAAGCUGUUGCCUGAGGAGGAGCAGCUAAAGGUGUUAUUAGAGAUGAAGGAUGAAUAUGAUGAUCUCGCGGAGUCUGAGCAGUUUGGAGUGGUGAUAAGUGCAGUGAAGCGUCUGAAGCCGCGGCUCAAUGCCAUCUUGUUCCGGCUGCAGUUUGAGGAGCAGAUAAAUAACGUGAAGCCAGACAUUGUGGCCGUGACUGCGGCGUGUGAGGAGAUGACUAAGAGCGAUAACUUUGCCCAGCUCCUUCAGAUUAUCCUGCUUGUUGGCAACUACAUGAAUGCCGGCUCACGCAAUGCCAAGGCUUUUGGCUUCAGCAUUAGCUACCUGUGCAAGCUCAGAGACACCAAGUCCGCAGAUCACAAGCAGACCCUCUUGCAUUUCCUGGCAGACACGUGUCAAGAGAAAUAUCCCAGUGUCAUGCACUUCCCUGAGGAGCUUAUUCACCUGGAGAAAGCCAGCAGAGUCUCCGCAGAGACGCUCCAGAAAAAUCUGGAUCAGAUGGGGAAGCAGAUCAAGAAUCUGGAGAAGGACAUCGAGACUUUCCCUCCUCCCCAAAAUGACAAGGACAAGUUUGUUGAGAAAAUGACGAGUUUUGUGGCAAUUGCACGAGAGCAGUUCGAGAAGCUCCAGCUGAUGCACAGCAACAUGGAGAAGCAGUAUGAGGACCUGGGCAAAUACUUUGUGUUUGACCCCAAGAAGAUAAGCCCCGAGGAGCUGUUUGGGGACCUCAACAACUUUAGGAACAUGUUCCAGCAAGCCGUGAUUGAGAAUCAGAAACGUAAGGAAGCAGAGGAAAAGAUGCGCAAAGCCAAACUUGCAAAAGAGAAAGCAGAGAAAGAGAAAGAGGAGAGACAGAAGAGGAUGAACGCUGGACACUCACUCAACAUCAAUGACGAUGGUGAUGAGACGGGUAUCAUGGACGGCCUGUUGGAAGCGCUGCAAUCAGGAGCUGCUUUCAAAAGGAAGAGAGGACCACGGCAAGCAGGAAAUCGGAGAGGAGCUGGCCAUGCAGUGACGAACAUUCUCGCUAAAGAGCUGCUGCAGGAAGACCCCAAGGCUGGCGUCACAGCCAAAAAGAACCGAUUGGACAAUGAGAGCAAGAAGGCAGAGUCACCUGAAGACAUGGGCUCGCUGGAGGAUCUCUUGGACGAUGCCCCACUACGGUCCAGUUAGGAACUUCCCGAGCUGAUCCUCCCUUUCCUGCUGAAGGAGUCAGAGGGUUGGACGUUGCUUGGGGGCCAAAUGUGACGACGGGGCUUUCUCUGACCCACAUCCCCAUGUUAGCCUUUGUGGCUCACCAUCGGCCAAUUUUACUGUAGUGGAAGGGCUCUGUUGGCCCCGCCCCUAAUCAGAGCUUAGAGAGUGCUAGCACUACACCUGCACUCAUCCAUUGCCCUGUUUUCAUCACUUUUUUUUUUCCCCCCUCCGUAUCUUUUUUUUUUUCAACACUUCUUGUUACAUUUAGAUCAACCCAAAGAUCGGUUCUUAAAUUUUGACACACAUCAGGUGAUACAUUCCAGGAUAUUUCUGCACUUGCGUUUAGUUUCUUUUACCUUGUAGUUGUUUUUCAGUGCUUUGUAUUUACACACACGCAUUCAGUUUGUUGGGUUUUUUUUUUCUGGAGCCGGUUGUAACGACCGUGCAAAACGUACUGUAUACAGAGUGUUCAAGGUAAAGUGAAUUUCCAUUAUAUUAGCACAAGGUUAACCAAAAAAAGUGCCAACUGUUAGCUUAGAAAUGUACAUACCAGCAAACUAUUCAACAAGAGUGUGCCUUAAGGGGAGUGGAAACCAACCAAACACAGCAAGACAUGUUCAGAGAGAGAGAUGAAGGUCUAGUACUUCACUGUGAGAUUUUUUUUUUUUUUCCCCCCCAGCUGUUUGUCUUUUUGAAAGCUCUGGCUGCACAUCUCGUAGCUAAAACCAGAAUAGUCUCUCAUUACAUCACCACAGUGAUGGCGUUUACGCAUUUAUACACUGCGCUGUGUCAUAAACAUCUCAAACAGUUCUGUUUUGUGCAUGUCUGAGAGAUACGGAUAGGCAUGUACUGAAUUUCCUGCUGCCCAGAAAAGCACUGCAGUCUGCGCCUGUUAUCCUGUUUGAUUUAAGACAGAUUUUGAAUUUGCUUGUGCCAGAUGAACAAACAGUUCAUUCCCUGCAUGCUGGGAAAUCUUUAGCUGUCAGGAAGAAAAACAAAUAUUAGAAUACUUGACUUACCGUACUGCUCUCUCACUUAGAAACAUAGCCAAGUUUCAGUAUUUCUGCUGGAAAUAAUCACCUUUUAGUGAAAUGUUACUUGCGGUUUCACUGCUCUUAAACAUAUCAAUAAUUAUACUCUUUGCUGGAACCGUAUACACACGUCACAUGUUCGAUAUCUGUAAGAGAUGUCUUUUGAAAGACAUCGUCCUUAAUGUACCGUAACAUACAUCAUCGUACGUCUUAAAACACUGGACACGUGCUGAUUGGACUGCAAGGCGUUCUGCAUGUCGUGCCGCGAAUGCGCGACUGCUUUCGAUGCCAUGUUUUAUCCUGAGAAGGAGUCUUCCAUAAAACUUUCCGACUCUACUCUACUCUAUGUAGCUGCGCGUAAGGAUCAUUUAGCAAUCGUAAAGCCUCCACGCGUCAGCCGAGCUGUUUAGCUUGUGUAAAUCAGUUGAAGAUUUAGCCAGAGAACUGACUGUCGUACGGUAAGCACGCGCUCGUUUUCGCUCAUCUGGCAUUAAUACCAGGGAAUCAUUUGCAUAUAUGAACUCCAUGUAAAGGCCAAUAAAAGAAAGGGUGGAAGAAAAAGGAGUUUUAAAUUCAUUUGCACCUCGCAAAGUUUUUUAUGCUUUGCAUUUGCAAAUUUAGUAAGUUCACCAUAUGGUAGAUCUCAGAAUGGCACAAAGGGUUCACUGUGAUAUUAAUGUCAAAAUAAAUCCAUGCAACAGUAAAAGCUUUUUUUUUUUUUUUUUUUCUUUUUCUCUCUUCUCGUUUGGAUGGGCAUUUUUUUUUUUUUUCCAGAGCCCUCCGGAAGCCAAACAUCAGGUCUGACUUGGUCACUGAUGGCUGGAUUAGAGCCUCAGAUGGCAUUUACUGAAUGAAUGUUCCUGUUUAAGUAUGUUAAGUGAUUGAUUUAUGUACAUGCUGGAAAGCAUCAAUACAUCACUGGAUUGAGAAAUAAAAUGCAUAUUUUUUUUUUUUUUUCCAUUUUAUGGACAGAUUUUCUAUAUAAAUUUUUAUUGAUUUUUGUUUUAUUUUUAAGAUUAAUGUAAUUAGAAAUUCACUUGGUAAUGUGUGUAUAUUGAAUUAUCUUUAGAUAAAUGCUUCCAAUUGUGUUCAACC
Messenger RNA from Neoarius graeffei (lesser salmon catfish), 3540 nucleotides. RefSeq names its product protein diaphanous homolog 1 (gene diaph1). The transcript is spliced from 11 exons. The record is from RefSeq and is a predicted model, not a curated record. The coding region runs from base 200 to 1390 and encodes 396 amino acids. Gene Ontology annotation, molecular function: actin binding; microtubule binding. Gene Ontology annotation, cellular component: actin filament; cytoplasm. Gene Ontology annotation, biological process: actin filament polymerization. Lineage: Eukaryota; Metazoa; Chordata; Actinopteri; Siluriformes; Ariidae.